AGUGACAGGCAGCAGAGAGCCUGACACUUUACUACAGGCAAGGACUGAUGAGAGGGAAGAGACAGUGACAGAGAAUACUAGAGAGCUCUAAGUGUGACAGCUUCCAAGUGGGCACUGUCACAUCCAGCCUGGACUGUCCCCCCAGCUUAUGGCUGACUACUACUGAGCUCCAAGAGGCUAUCCAGAGCACAGCCUGUCCUACUGACUGAUAACCAUUGCAGGAAACAGCAGCAACGAUGGUAGACACAGAGAUACCAUUUUGGGGGAUGAAUUUUGGCAUGAACACUGUAGACCUCUCUGGUUAUGAGAACCAUUCCCAUGACUUUGACAUUAAGCCAUUUGCAACCGUGGACUAUACAAGUAUUUCUACUGCCCACUAUGAAGACAUUGUAGAAGAUAAGAACUUCCUGUGCCGAAAUGACCAGAUGGACGCUGAUUAUAAGUAUGACCUGAAACUACAAGACUGCCAAAACACAAUAAAAUUGGAGCCUCCUUCUCCGCCUUACUAUUCAGACAAGUCACAGUCAUAUAACAAAUCUCAGGACGAGGCCUCUAACUCCUUCAUUGCCAUAGAAUGCCGCGUGUGUGGUGACAAGGCCUCAGGCUUCCACUAUGGGGUCCAUGCAUGUGAAGGCUGUAAGGGAUUCUUUAGAAGAACAAUUCGAUUAAAGUUAAUUUAUGAACGAUGUGAGCUCAACUGUCGUAUCCACAAGAAAAGUCGGAACAAAUGUCAGUACUGCAGGUUCCAGAAGUGUCUGUCUGUUGGGAUGUCUCAUAAUGGGACAGUCUCUCAUUUCAGUUGUUCUCUGGCAGCUUUUCAGUCUCAGGAAUGGUGUUUCCUGGAUGGAACGAAAAAUAGAGAAUGUAUGAUGAGCAUAAAUGACACCAGUAAAAUUGAUAUAAACACGUUCAUCGUAAAUAGGUCUAAAAACUCAACGGAGGAAGUACUUGUGGUGGCCGUAAAGUGCAAGUUCAGCAAGUUAUUGUUAAUAUCUUCCAAAAAGAGAUCAAGUGACGGUUGCUCACUUCUCCAUAUAAACAAUAUAUCGUCUAUAUAG
Messenger RNA from Bufo gargarizans (Asiatic toad), 1058 nucleotides. Its product is annotated as peroxisome proliferator-activated receptor gamma-like. Gene Ontology annotation, molecular function: nuclear receptor activity; zinc ion binding; RNA polymerase II cis-regulatory region sequence-specific DNA binding. The transcript has 7 exons. The record is from RefSeq and is a predicted model, not a curated record. Gene Ontology annotation, cellular component: nucleus. The coding region runs from base 237 to 1058 and encodes 273 amino acids. NCBI's taxonomy places the organism in Eukaryota, Metazoa, Chordata, Amphibia, Anura, Bufonidae. Gene Ontology annotation, biological process: negative regulation of transcription by RNA polymerase II; hormone-mediated signaling pathway; positive regulation of transcription by RNA polymerase II.